Molecule: messenger RNA, 3642 nt
Organism: Numida meleagris (helmeted guineafowl)
Lineage: Eukaryota; Metazoa; Chordata; Aves; Galliformes; Numididae
Gene: TBCCD1
Product: TBCC domain containing 1
Exons: 6
Coding region: 66-1616 (516 amino acids)
Biological process (GO): maintenance of centrosome location; maintenance of Golgi location
Cellular component (GO): spindle pole centrosome
Source: RefSeq, a predicted model, not a curated record
GCCAAUAGCGAGCGGCUCCCUAGGGGCAGGCGGGAAGGGUCGUCUCGUUGCUUUGCGCGGCCGUCAUGGCGGCGGCCGUGUCGCUAUGGCCGCGGACGGAGCCGCUGCUGCUGGGUGCUCUGCCCGUGCCGCCGCCCACCCGCUUGGGCCCCCACUACUUGCGCAAGAUGGCGGCGUACGCGCGGGCGCGGGCGGCCGAGGGCUGCUACCCGCGGCUGAGCUGGCCGCGCUGGCGGCACAUCGCCUGCGGCAAGCUGCAGCUGGGCCGCGACCUGGCCUGGCUCUACUUCGAGCGCUUCCUCGACCUCCUCCCGCCGCCCGAUCCGCCCCGCCGCCUGCAGCGAGCCGAGGCCGAGGCGGCGUGCGGCAGCGCCGAGGAGCUGGAGCGGGAGCGCGGCAAGCUCUCCGUGGACACGCUGCGCUUCCUGCUCUUCCUCUACCUGCAGCAGCUGAACAGGGCCUCCCUGCGGACGUCCCUCAUCGGCGAGGAGUGGCCCAGCCCCAGGGCCAGGGCUGCCGGGCUGCCGGGCAGGGCCGCGGGGCAGAGCAAGAACUGGAAUGACCAGGACCACCUUGCCUUUGUGCUCACGCACCUCUCAGACAUGCUGGAGCUGCUGCUGGAGCCAGAGCAGCUCGGUGCCUCUUUGCACGCCACCCACAACAGCAUGGUGUCUUACGAAGCCAUCUGUGCCCUCAGCUUCCUCCUCGAAGGGACUGUGAACAACUCAAGAACCGUCCAUCCUCUACAUGAACUUGCCCUCUGGCAGCCCUGCCAUGGGCAGAAUGGCUACUCUAAGAUCUCCAAAACCUUCUCCUUCCCCAAACUAGAGAGCUGGCUGCGCUCCAGCCUGAUAAUAAAUCCUUUUGGGAUGACUGCCUGCCUCAGGUCUGGGAAGAAGCUUGCGUGGGCACAGCAAGUUGAAGGUACAACCAGAAGAGCAAAGAUUGCCUGUAACACUCGUGUGGUGCCUGAGGUGUCCCCCGUGGUGAUAAUGAGCCAGGUGUACAAACAGACACUGGCCAAGAGCUCAGACACCUUGGUGGGCGCUCAUGUAAGAAUUCAUCGCUGCAACGAGUCCUUCAUUUAUCUCCUCUCUCCUCUUUGCUCUGUGACCAUUGAGAAGUGCCGGAAUAGCACAUUUGUGCUCGGCCCUGUGGAGGCAUCUGUUCACGUCCACAGCUGUGACAAUAUCAAAGUCAUCACGGUUUGCCAUUGCUUGUCCCUUUCCUCCACAACCGGCUGUACUUUUCACAUUCUGACGCCUACCCAGCCACUUAUCCUUGCGGGUAACCAAGCAGUCAGCUUUGCCCCUUUCCACACCCAUUACCCCAUGCUGGAAGACCACAUGGCUCAGGUGGGGCUGGCCACUGUGCCCAACUACUGGGACAGCCCCAUGCUGGUGUGCAAGGAGGGCAGUGAUGCCAGCGUAUUCCGCCUCCUGCCACCCUUGGACUUCUACACUUUUGUGAUUCCUUUCGAGAUGGAAGGAGACACCACAGAGACACCAGGGGGACUUCCCCAUGCCUAUCAGAAGGCACUGAAUCAGCGAGAGCAGAAGGUACAGAUCUGGCAGAAAAUGGUGAAGGAGGCGUGCCUGACCAAUGCUACAUGCUGACAAGGGUGAGAUCUGAACACGUACCCUGAGCAACAGCUCCACUGAUUAUUGGCCUGCAGCUGGUUGAUGAUCAUUCUUAACCCCAGCCUUUACAGUGAAGCUUUAAAUUACUGUCCCACCUGUUGUUGAGGUGAGCUAAGCAUGUGCAUGUGGACUGUUAUGGUACAUCACCUCAUGGACAGUAGCUUUUAAAGUUCCCUUUAAAAUCCUCUGCCCAGCUUUUACUGUACUAGCUAGGCCCCUCCUAGCCCGUCUCGUGUGCUGACACGCAUCUGUUUGCUUUCUCAAUACUUGUUGCUGAGCUAUAAAGGAGUCCACCUUGCUUUCUUUGUCAGCGUGCUUUGUUGAGUAGUCGGGUGUAAAAAUCUGUCUGCUUCAGUUUUGCUGCUUUAUCUUUUGUGAACCAUUUUGAUGCAGCAGUAUGAGGAUCUUCCUUUACAGAUACAGAAUGGAGAUACAAACCCAGAUACUUGGUUUUAAAGACUUGAAGAGGUGAAAACAACUUUUGAUCUCUCAAAAAGCCAUAUUUGAGCUCCCCAUACUUUCUUCCUGUUCUGUGCUCAGUCCAUGAGUUGCGAUGGACAAAUAACUGGGUGCUGAGAAGCAGUGAUCUCAGAGUUUAGUUUUGUGGGACACACAGAAUGUGAAACCCUCCUAUUGAGUCAAACAGUCAGCACUUCCCAUCACACCAAGCUGCAGAGCUGUAGUCCACUUGGUUGUUUUUAGAGCAGCUCCCUGAGCUUUGGCUGUCCCUUUCUGACUGCCAGGUGCCUUUGUGCUGAGAGCAGAGGAACCUGCCAUUUGAAAGAGCUCUGGACUGGGAAGGAGAAAGGAUCCUUUGGGAGGAUUUUGCUACAGAUGGAGGGUGGCUGAGCAGUAGUGAUCCAGUAGUGGUGACAGAGGUGUAAAAACCGUCAGAUCUCUCAGCUCUUGCAUCUUGAAGAGCAGCGGAAAGUUUUAACUUCAACUUUUGUGCUGGAGUCACCCAUUGUGUCUAUCAGUCUCAUCUAAGGUGCUCCUUGUCUCCUCAGCCAUUGCCCUUCCAGGGCUGCUGCGUCUCACCCUGGGGUUUUUGAAGGUGUUUUACCCAUCAAAAUCUGACAAGUAAAGAAAUAUUAGAUGAGAUAGAUGAUGCACUUAGAUUUAGUACCCUCUGCAGCAGUGACAGGAGACAAGAGCUUGGUAUUGGUUUAUUUCAUAAAAGGGGGGAAAAUGUGCCAGAAUUAGUAGCUUGCUGGAAAGAAGCUGAGCAGCGGACAGUGUAAGGUGUCUCUGUGUCCCGUGGGCAGGGAGACAACUAGAGGGACAACUCAGAGCAAGCAGACUGUUGGACUUGUAGAAAGAAGAAAAGCUGCUGGUGUUUGAAUAGGGAGGUGAAAGAGUAAGAAGACAUCUUUCAAAAAGUUGAAGCUGUCUGAAGGAGGAAAGUGAGGGGAAAAAAAGAAUGUAAAUCCUGCCAGGCUAAAGGUAAAAGCCCCAUAAGUCAGGACCGGGAAGAGAGCUUGAGGAACAACUUGUAAAAGUGUAAAAUCCUGCUUGCUCAUUUUCUGAGCACAUCAGAGAGAAAGCCUUUAAGGGUCUGUAGCAGAUGGAGGUAUAUAAUAAGCGCUUGGAGAAGAUAAACUCUAAGAGAAGAAAGAAGUGACUGCCUUUGUGUUCACAUUCACUGGGGAGGAAUUUAGGUUAGUUUCCAGCUUAGAAACCUGCUUUCCGGGGGAUCCGUCAGUGAAUGUUUCCAAUGGAAGUGACAGUGCAAGGAAGAGUCUUUAACUUGAAAAAAGGGUAUACCAGGCCCCUCUGAAGCUGAGUGACAUAGAAAUGUAUGGGGAUGGCUUGCUUCUUUUCCCAGUACAUGAUAGGAGCCUCAAAACAAAUUAGGAAUGGGGUCAAAACAAAACCACACAAUCUCCACAGGAUAUUAGAAAUGUUCGUAUUUUAUGUAGGUUCAGAAAUGAAUUGUGUAAGCUCAUUAAAAAAAAAAAAAAGAAUAUAUGUCAGGAGCUGUUCAAGAAUAGAAAUUCAGGAG